Molecule: messenger RNA, 2057 nt
Organism: Notolabrus celidotus (New Zealand spotty)
Lineage: Eukaryota; Metazoa; Chordata; Actinopteri; Labriformes; Labridae
Gene: jpt2
Product: Jupiter microtubule associated homolog 2
Exons: 5
Coding region: 107-790 (227 amino acids)
Cellular component (GO): nucleus
Source: RefSeq, a predicted model, not a curated record
UACGCUGGAGUUUCACUGGGCAUGCGCAGUUAGGAGUACUUGCUGGUCCAGUUGGCAAACUGACGAAGUUGUCUUCGGAAACUUGAAGGCUCAAAACAAAACCACCAUGACUUCGACAAACAUGUAUCAAGGGCUGAAUGCCGCUUCAAAACCAAGCUCGAGGGUGUUGCAGCCCCCUGGAGGUGGCUCCAGUAACCUGUUUGGGGGGUAUGAAGAAGAUGCGGGAGCAUCGAGAAGACCUAAUAAGAUGGCCUCUAAACUUUUCUCUCCACCAGAGGAGACUCAGAGUGCACCCAGCAGACGCUCCAAUCCUCCAGGUGGGAAGAGUAGUGGAAUAUUCGGCGACCCUGAACCUCCAGCUCAAGCACAGAGACCCAUGCCUCCAGGCGGACCAUCCAGCAACAUAUUUGGAGCUGCAGAAAGUGCACCUGUCCUGAGCCCGAGCAGAGGCCAUCCAAAUAAGCCAAAGGACAAUCUAGGUGUGGGACCUGAACCAGAAUCACCAGACAUUUCUUUACCUCUCCCAGCACCCGUAGUCAAGGCCAGCCAGCCUGAAGUUAAUGAAGAAGCCGCCCCCCCAGUGCCUGUGCCGGUCCAGGAAGCGCCCAUUGUUGAGGCCGCACCCCCCCCUCAGCCCAAGCCCUCUUCUCCUUCUUCUUCCUCACCUCCACCUCAGGACGCAGAGGCCGAAGAGGGGAAGAACCACGAGCCUCAUCUGGGUCCCAAACCUCGCUCACACAAUCGUGUUCUCAACCCCCCCGGAGGAAAGUCUAGUGUGGUAUUCUACUGAUGAGCUUAACACACAUCUCCUGUUUGUGUCCAUACACUCCCCUCUGCUCUCCUGAUAAUCUUCUCUCAUUCCAACACCCCUCUCCCCACGGUUACUUCAGCUGCACAUCUAAACACAGAACAGGAACUUUUGUUUCAAACUAGGUUCCUAAACAGAAACAUUGUCCUCAGCUUCUUGCACUUUCAGUCCUGUGUCUGGCUCUUUGUCCAAUCAACCUUCACAUUUUUCAUUGAAACCUGCAAUGAUACAAUCAGCAAUCAAUCAACACUCUAGCUGUUAUCUAAUCACUGAAGCUGUGAUGUGGUUCAAUCUUGAUAUUUCUCUCUACUCAGUUCCUGUAAGUGUGCUUUUCGUUUGGUUUAAGGCACAGUUAUUUCUCAUUUUGCAAAUAUUUUUGCAGGAAUGGUUUGGAUGUUGCAGUGUUCUACAUUUUUUUCAGCUUUCUGCAGUCCUAUUUCAAACGAUUCAGUUUAACCAAAAUUCUGGCGUGAAAGUUCAUAGAGGACAGACUCAAAUACCAGAGUGAUCAUUUUAAACUUUAACGUUUAGGCGUCCGGUCAGGGGGGGGUGAAUGGAUCUUGUCUUUGGUGUAAAUGUUUCAGGAAGUUCCACUAGUGCCACCUUUUUAUGCAUUGCCUGAUGCUUACUGAACGGCUAUAUACAAUAUACAAGCCAUUCUCAAAAUAAUGUAUGUUAAGAAACAACCAAUGACUGUAUAAUCAAAAGCCUUAUAUCAGCUCAGCAUUGUUUAUCGCUGUUGCCUUCUCAUGAGUAAUUCCUUCAUUUGUGUCCAUCAUUGCUGACCUGCUGUCUGAACACAAACUGGUCAGAGAUAAAGAUACCAAAAAAAUGAAACGAAACAAAGAUGAAUGCGGUCGUCUACUCCCCAAAGUCCCAAAUAUUUCUGCUUCCUUAAAACAAUUCCAUUUUGAUUUUAUGUGUUGUAACGUGCAGGUACUUUUCUGCUUCGUCCUCAUUGCUUGCUUUAGCUGAGAACACGCCUCUUUGUUUUGUUUCGCUUGGGGUAGGCCUCUGUUUAUGUUUUAAAUUAAAACGGCUGAAGACAAGUGAACUCUGGACAAGCAUGGGGCCUACCUGAGUCCAGGUGGGCUCAUUGUUAAUCAACUUUUCAUCCACUACAUGAAGCACAUUCAUGGUAUUCUGAUGCCAGCCUGCCCCCCCUGUGUUAAUGUGCCUGGCAGGUAAUGAGUGCAGCAGAAACAAGAAGUCCUGUGUAUUGCAAUAAAACUGUUAUUUUGCAUUUACA